CUGGGACCACAGGGAGGUAGUACUUCCAAUACUGCCAAUACUACCAUACUAUAGUACUUGCAACUCUUGUACCUCUCGUACCCCUCCCAACCUCAUGUAUCUCUCUAUACUAUUUACUACUGUAAAAUACUUCACCCACUGUUCACAGGCUCAACAGCCUCGACUCGUCGUCGCUCUCUCGGUACCCUGAGUGAAGAUCAUGUCCCUAUACGAAUCCUGUUCUUUCGUCACACACCCACACUGUCCACAGUACCACAGUCCACAAGUAACCACCAUCAUCAUCAAUCACCACUCCUGCUUUUGCUAGCCAACGUCGUCUCGUCCUCAACCAUCACGGCCUCACCCGUCGUCGAACCUUCACCCUCAACCUCCCCCAAACUAUAAACUCUCUCCGCGCCCGAACGGACCUCAUUUCGCACUUCCGCUCGUUGCGCCGCUGACCGUCAGCAACACGAAUUCGUCGCUCACUACCCAACCCACCUCAAAUCUGCCAUAGCCGCGCUUCCGCCACUCACCAAGCACCGCCGUGCUCGACGACAAAAACACCUCCCCAAUCCCGAUCCUGCGCCGAUGAGGUGCGGUUGAGCCUCACCGCGUCGUUCUCGUUCUCGUUAUGCUUCUCACCACACUCGUUUCUACGGCAUGGCUCCUCCUCGGAGGCGCCAGAGUCGCCAGUGCUAUCGAACUCAAUAUCGACGAUGAUGAAUCUAUCAAAAAUGCCGCGUCGACGAUUGUCUACGACAUGAUGUUGGAAUACAAGGGGAAUUUGUCAGGACAGACACCGGGAUUGCUUCCUGGGCCGCCUCCGACGCCGUUGGUCCUCAACGCGGGUUACUUCUGGUGGGAGGCCGGUGCCAUGUUCGGCUCCCUCCUCGACUACUGGUACUACACUGGCGACGACUCAUACAACGCUGUGAUCAAGCAGGCGUUGAUUCACCAGUCCGGUGACCACUUCGACUAUCUCCCCCAAAACCAGUCCCUCGGUAUGGGUAACGAUGAUCAAGGAUUCUGGGGCAUGUCCGCCAUGACAGCCGCCGAGUUCAACUUCGAGAACCCCGCAGCAGACGAGCCGCAAUGGCUCGCCCUCGCCCAAGCCGUCUUCCACACCCAGGCCGAGCGUCUCGACCCAACAACCUGCGGCGGCGGUCUGCAUUGGCAAGCCUACAGCUACCUCAACGGGUACAGCUACAAGAACUCCAUUUCUAACGGCUGCUUCUUCAACAUCGGCGCGCGCCUCGCGCUCUACACCAAAAACGCGACGUAUGCCAAGUACGCGAGCGAGACGUGGGAUUGGAUGAGCGGCGUGGGAUUCCUCGAUAAGGACUAUAACAUCUUUGAUGGUGGAGACCAAAAGGAUAACUGCACCGAGAUCAACAAAGUGCCCUUCUCCUACAACGCAGGCAUCUUCCUCCUCGGCGCCGCCACCAUGUACAACUACACCGACGGCAGCGCCAUCUGGAAAGACCGCGUCGAGAAGCUCCUCGCGCGCACAAUCGAAGUCUUCUUCCCCAACGGCAUCGCCUUCGAACUCGCCUGCGAAACCGACCUCUCGUGCUCCGUCGACAUGUACGCCCAAAAAGCCUUCCUAACCCGCUGGAUGGCCGCCUCUACCAAAGUCGCCCCCUUCAUCUACGACACUGUCAUGAAACCCCUGCGCACCUCUGCCGCAGCCGCAGCACUGCAAUGUUCCGGCGCCCCGACCGGUCGCGUCUGCGGCCUCUCGUGGAGCAAGAAGGCGGCGUGGGAUGGGACGCGCGGCGUUGGGCAGCAGAUGGCGGCGCUGGAGGUGAUUCAGAGUCUGCUGAUUAAGAACGCGAGGAAUAUUGUGUCGAAUUCGACGGGGGGGACGAGCGUGGGCGAUCCGAAUGCGGGGAAUGAUGUGGUGGAUUACUCCAAGAUGACGCCGGCGACGACGGGGGGGAAGGUGGGAGCGGGGAUAUUGACGGUGGUGGUUGUGGGGUUGGUAGUGGGGAUGUUUGGGUUUAUGGCUAUUGAUUAGGGGUGGAUGUUGGAAAAGAGAUUUCAAGUUGAAGUCAGGGGGGUGUUGCAUUAGUUUUGUUAACCCGAGGGGUGCCAGGCGUUAUCCCUUUUUUACCACCGCCCCCGUGGAUGGGCAGGGAGGGCGUAUUUUUUCGCUGUACAUUGUUCUAUUUUUUUUUGUCGAUUUAUACGUGGUGCCGGGGAGGUGGGUGGAUGGAUAGGGUGCGCGUGUGUAUGCGCGGCGGACAGAUAUACAUACAGUCAGGAAGGCAGACAGGUAGGCUUGAAGUGGUAAUACCCACGCUGAUAAUGGCGCGUGGUGUGGUGUGCAUAUGCGAGUGGAAGAGGGGAGCAAGCAUGUAUGUAUCAAGACCUAGACCAAACGUAUUUUUCAUCGUGCG
Pseudogymnoascus verrucosus is the source of this 2381-nucleotide messenger RNA. RefSeq lists its product as uncharacterized. Gene Ontology annotation, molecular function: mannan endo-1,6-alpha-mannosidase activity. Gene Ontology annotation, biological process: fungal-type cell wall biogenesis; carbohydrate catabolic process. The record is from RefSeq and is a predicted model, not a curated record. Lineage: Eukaryota; Fungi; Ascomycota; Leotiomycetes; Thelebolales; Thelebolaceae. Bases 614 to 1999 code for a protein of 461 amino acids. The transcript has 4 exons.